UCCUGCCCGCCUGUGUGACUGACUGCCCAACGAGAAAUGUUGGCAAAACACCCCCUCCUCAUCGUGUAGGGAGAGAAAAUAUGGCGGACAAGCGCUAAAUCCACAUCAGAAACAAACACACACGUUACAAAGCAAGACGGAAACACGCAGGGACCGGGCCGCUUUCAUUUGGACGCCACCCCCCCUUGGCGGAGGAAAAAGGCGCACUUCCAUUGAAGAGGAAAUCAUCCGGGGAGGAGAAACACUGCGAAACGGUUAUGAAGUUUUAAGAGUGGAGGCCACUGUUGUGUUGUGAGCUUGGUCAGUAUUAUUGGAGCAUGAGGAAACCUGUGCCACAGAAAGCUUUAGAGUGGAAAGAUGCCAGAAGGAUCAAGCAUGCCCGGAGUGGACGGCCCUCCCGGGUGCCCUCACAGUACCAAGGGCAUUUUAGUUGGGACAAAUACCUUAAAGAGACAGGGGCCUCGAGCGCUCCCUCUUCUUGCUUCAGACAGAGCCUCACACCUCCACUCAACGAGUUCAAGGCCGGGAUGAAGCUGGAGGCCCAGGACCCCCGAAACACCACGUCCACUUGCAUCGCCACAGUGGUGGGCCUGACGGGCUCGCGGCUGCGGCUGCGCCUCGACGGGUCGGACAACAAGAACGACUUCUGGCGCCUCGUGGACUCCUCAGAGAUCCAGCCAAUCGGCAACUGUGAAAAGAGCGGAGGCAUGCUGCAGCCCCCGCUUGGUUUCCGUCUCAAUGCGUCCUCUUGGCCCAUGUUCCUUUUGAAAACACUAAAUGGAGCUGAGAUGGCGCCCUCGCGCAUCUUUCACAAGCAGGAGCCUCCCGCCCCGGAGCAGAACUCCUUCCAGGUGGGCAUGAAGCUGGAGGCGGUUGACCGCAAAAAUCCCCACUUCAUCUGCCCGGCGACAGCUGGUGCGCUGCGUGGUGUGGAGGUGCUGGUCACCUUCGAUGGUUGGCGGGGAGCCUUCGAUUACUACUGCCGCUACGACUCGAGGGACAUCUUCCCCGUGGGCUGGUGCGCCCUCACAGGGGACAACCUGCAGUCGCCUGGAACCAAAGGAUAG
Molecule: messenger RNA, 1067 nt
Organism: Notothenia coriiceps (black rockcod)
Lineage: Eukaryota; Metazoa; Chordata; Actinopteri; Perciformes; Nototheniidae
Product: polycomb protein SCMH1-like
Exons: 9
Coding region: 318-1067 (249 amino acids)
Biological process (GO): negative regulation of DNA-templated transcription
Cellular component (GO): nucleus
Molecular function (GO): histone binding; chromatin binding
Source: RefSeq, a predicted model, not a curated record